GAUCACAGUUUUUUUACAGGAUUGAAGUCUUAUUCCCUGUUUUUACUUCUGGUAAGUAGCAAAGCUUUUACGUUUUAAUAUUUAGACUUGCCAAACCAAGAAACUGUGCAGUAAACUUACUAUGGCCGCGUGUGAUGCACAGUGAAUGUUAAUCAAGAAAACAUAACUGCGGAAGUAGAUAUUUCCACGUCGGAGGGGAAAAAAAACCCGAUUUAAAACCUUACGUUUCAGACGCAAGAAACUGUUUUUAAAUUAAUAAAAAAAGAAACAUUUUUGCUCUUUGACAUCUUUAAAUGAACGAUAAUGUCUCUCCCAGUAAAACUUUGAUUUUCUUUUCAAAGAGGUGUCCUUUCUUCCAGCCAAGAGAAAAAGCGGUCUAAUACCGAUAUCCAUUUUGCUUUUAAUAUACUCACUUGAUUAAUUACUUUCCCUUUUUUUAGACAAAUGACUUUGAUAUUUCACGUCUGGAAGAAACAGGUAAGAUUAUGAAUAAUUCAGUUAAUAUUAAAUACACUUCUGUUGUCCAUAGUGGUUAACCGCCAUUAACGUUGUUACUGGUACUUCACGAAUUAACUAGAGACCGUUAUGCCUAAUUUUCAACUAGCCAAAAACGUACCACUAAACUUAGCAAUUCACAGUUAAAACCUGAAAAAAAGAUUUAAAAAAGCUGCAGUUGAAGCGAGCUUGGGCUCUGUGUACUGAACAAUUUCAUGCGGAAAUAUUGGAUGUGGCCGGAUUCUGUGGAAAUGUGGUGGCUCUGGAUUACUCAGUUUAAAGAUUUAGACGCGAUUGAUUGUGUUUAAUACUGGCGUUUACAACUUGUGUUGGCUGGUUCUGUGCCAAACGUUGCGGCUAUGCAAACAAUGACUUCCGUUCGGUGUUAACUGAUGAUGAGGUGCAUGGAGGAAGAAAAACAAUGAACGUUCGAAUUUUAGUGUAAUGGCUACAUUUAAAGGACAUUCCUAUUCUGCUGCUCUCUACGUGGGUUCUCGGGUAACAGAAAACGAGAAACAACUGAGCAGCACAUUUUUCAGAUAUGAUGAAACCGUCUGAACCUCCUUAUACUGAGCAAGCGUAAAAGUACACGCGUUAUUGACAAAAGGUGAUAUUACACGGGACGAUUCGCAACGACGAUUUUUAGCGCAACGCAGCGUUGCAAUGUUGGAACUAUGUUGUAACUAUUCGAAACAAUGUCGCAACAAUGUUGCAACGCUGUGUUGCGCUAAAAAUCGUCGUUGCGAAUCGUCUCGUGUAACAUCACCUUAAGUGUGAGGUCAAUACCUUGCUAGAUAUUAGCCAGAAGAAAAAGAAAGCCAAUAUCCCAUCUUGACCUCACGCUUGGUCUAUAAAGGAUUUAUGAUAUGGCCAAAAGAAAUUAUGACAUUUGAGAACAAGGUGGGCAAUCGGAAGGGGACAAUAUAGACUCAUUUUCACUUCAAUAUAGGCUAAAGUAGCAAAAGAUUGUUUUCACUGUCACGCAAUAAACACGGCACAAUAAUAUAAAUUGGAAACCGUCAAGUGGAGGAGGCCAAGAAAAUUAAAUGUUAUAAAAGACUAAUAUAUAAAAAAAUUUCCAAGCCUCAGGUCUUUGUGACCCACAGUUUCUGAGUUAUUUGCGGAAACGUUUAACGCACCUUUCAGUAUGGAGACGUUGACACACCAAUAUGGCCGUCGGAAAUCAACAAAAACACCUGGAGUUCACUUUUCCUAUAAAAGGUCUUUCUUUUCGCUCUAGAACUAGCAUACUUGCGCAUAAACACAUCUUCUAAUACUUGAAAUGGUUAUACUGCUGAAAAUCAAGAGGAGACUCGGAGACUUUUCUUUUUCAACGACAAAGCAUUCUUAUUUUGGUGUCUUGCACUGUGACAACUUGGAAGUUCAAAUUGCUGUAUUUUCGAAAUGAAACAUUCUACGGGACUGGAAACUUGUACAAAUAGUGUAAAUAAGAAUUCGUAAAACUUCGCUAUUUUGACUUUAAAAUUUGAGGACAUCACUGUGCAAACCACCUGUAGCCUGCUUAUGGAGCCAACCAUAAUAAUCCUGACUAGUUCAAUCGAAAAAACCGAUAAUCGAUAACAAUUGAUAAAAUCGAUAAGAAUUAGUUAAUUGUAUCGAAAAUCGAUAAAAAUCGAUAGAGGGAUAAGUUGUGACUAAUCGAUAAUUAUCGAGUUUUAAAUUAUUGUCAUCGAUUUUAUCGAACUUAUCAAAUUUAUCGGCACAAUACGUUUCCACGUAUUUAAGGGCAGCGGAGCAUCAGAACUUCCCGAAAACCAGUCUAACAAAAAAAUUGCUCUCGUAAGAUAAGUUUAAAGAUUUAUUUCACAAAUCAAAUAUUGAACAAAUAUGUAACAUUAUCGGUACUAUACUUAACAUGAUUCAGCGGAGAAACAGAACGUAACAACUUCUUGCAUUUUACUUCGAAACUAUUCAAGUUAAACACCGUUAAGACAGCAACCGUUUAAAGAAUUUGUGUUUAUCGAAUAAAAGAAAUUCUUGAAACUCAUUUGUUUGAUUCUGUUGAUCCUAUUUGCGCUUACUACAAUUCCGGGCUAUGAGCGAGCGAGAAGGUCUUAAGACGCCCAGAUAAAACAGAUGUAAGACCCUUAUUAAACGUAUCGGCAAAAACACAGCUUGUUUUUUAAACCGGCUAUCUCGGAAGAACCGGUACUUUGCAUUUACAAUACACGGUCCUUAAUAAAAACGAUAAAAUCAAUAAAUUAAAUACCUUAAAAGAGCAGCGAUGGUUGUGAGUAUCGAUUUCUACCGAUUGAUCGAUAAAAUCGAUAACGUUUAAAUUUGAAUUUUAGAUAGUUAUCGAUUUAUCGAACGGUUUUCCGAUAUCGGUUUUUAUCGAUUGAACUAGUCGGGUAAUAAUAAAUAUCACCAUUCAAGAGAUAUGACGGAAAUGUUGCGUCAAUUUACCACUUUACAAGCAGUAACUAGCUCUCUCAUACCCUUAUAUAAGACCUUGCCCUUUUCGAUUAAAUUAGGGCGUGGAACAAUCAGCAGCAAGCGUUAUGGCCUUCUUGAUGGCGGUGUCAGAGUAACUCCUCCUGUGGUGCGAUGACAUUUGACACAGGCGCCGGUAAAGUGUACAAGCUAAGCGUGACUCAAGAUGUCUGGCUAGAAAGUGGAAGUGUAAACUACAACAGUUAUGAAUAUCUCAUAGUAUCCAGACACCCAGGAUAUCCCAACAAACGCUCAUUGGUCCAGUUUGAAGAUCUUCCCAGCUCGUGUCUUUCAUCAAAUGCAAUUUCAGCCAAAAUAUACUUGUACUAUGAAUAUUCCCACAAACCAAGUUUUGACGCUAUCAAAAGUGUCCCUUUUAUUCCACGCCAUCUGCAAGUGCACCUGGUUAAAAAACCGUGGGUUGAAUCUCAAACAACCAAUACUAUGCGCCUACCUGGCAUCCCUUGGUCUUCCAGAUGGCUAGCGCUGGACGGCACCGACGCUGAGGCAACUCCCCCGCAGGGAACUGUCACUAUCUUUCCCCACAGACCCAAAGGUUUUGUGGAGUUUGACGUCACAAAUGCGGUGAAGGCCUGGAGUAGUGGAGAACCUAAUAACGGCUUGUUGAUACGCGCAACAAACGAGCUGGAUGCAGGUAGAGAUACGCGCUUUGCCAGUAACGCCAAUUCUGAUACUUCAAAGCAUGCGUUUGUUUUGGUGCACUGCAGUGAUGAGUAACCCGGGACAGCAGCCUUAUACGACUCCUUUAAUCUGUAACCGAUAUAAUUGCCUCUGGCGAACUAAUCUGGCAAUGGACGGUCAGUACACGGAAGCUCAUGACAUUGACAGCGAAAUAAAUAAACAAAAUGAAAACAGAUAACUAAAUAAAUACAAAUAAAAUUACUAGUCAUGUGAAAAAUAAGUCAUCAAUAUGUAAGAUAUUACAAAUACUUGAAUGGAACGCAGCAACAGAAUCAGCACAUAGGGAAGCAGGAGACAAAGCAUCAAAGUAUGUUUUUGUAACGAAGCCGUAAUUUUGUCAUUUACAACGUCAAGUUUCACGGCAAGAAAUUGUCAAAGGCUAAAGAAACUGGAUUAAACUACCGUAGGACAUUCCCUAAACCACUCAGUAAUGAAGCAGUUUUUUUUUUUUACAUAAGACAAAUUUUACUAAUAAGGGUUUCUUAAAAGGAAACAAAAACAGAUUAAAUAUGGAGUGAUUUGCUGCGCUA
This is a messenger RNA of Porites evermanni, 4181 nucleotides long. Lineage: Eukaryota; Metazoa; Cnidaria; Anthozoa; Scleractinia; Poritidae. The record is from the annotation of a GenBank genome assembly.